This is a messenger RNA of Quercus lobata, 2619 nucleotides long. RefSeq lists its product as uncharacterized. Lineage: Eukaryota; Viridiplantae; Streptophyta; Magnoliopsida; Fagales; Fagaceae. The transcript has 3 exons. The record is from RefSeq and is a predicted model, not a curated record. The coding region runs from base 2008 to 2382 and encodes 124 amino acids.
GCAGCUAAUAGUUAUUUUUAAUCUCUCUCCAACUGCUACUCGUGUCUGUCUUCUCUCUCCGAUCCUGUAAUCCCUCUCACUCUCACUGCCUAUUUCUUCUUCUGUGCUACGGAUGCUCUUACGCAGCUAAUGGUUAUUUUUAAUCUCUCUUCAACUACUCCUCGUCUCUGUCUUCUCUCUCCGAUCCUCUAAUCCCUCUCACUCUCAUACCUAUCUCUUCUUCUGUCUUAUUCUCAUCCCUCUCUCGUCCCUCUCUUCUCUCUCACGUGGUCUUUGCGUCGACACUGUGGUAAGUGUUAGUUCGUGAGUUUUGGUGUGGAUCGGCGUUGGAGUCCUUAUUUUCUCUCUCUCGUGGUCUUGCGGCGGCGCCAUAGUGUGGGCUGGUGGUUGUUCGUGGUGUGGAUCGGCGUCGGAGGGUUUGGUUUUCUCUUUCGUGGUACUCGUGGCGGUGCCAUGGUGUGGGUUAGGGGUGGUUAGGUUUCGAUCGGCGGUGAUGGGUUUGCUGUGGGAGUGGUUGGUGGUGGAUGGUCCUAAAGCCACAUAGAUCGAAACACAUUUUUUUUUUCCAGGUCUGUGAAUUUGGAUGUUUUGAUUGAUUGGGGUGGUUGGUUAAGUGGAUGUUUUGAUUGAUUGGGUUUGGUUUUGGAUUAGAAUUUUAAGUUGAAAGGCUGAUUUUUUUUCAUAGUUAUUGAUUGCAUGUUCUGUGAUUUGGGUUUAAAUCUUCAAAUGAACUUUGAUUUAUUGUGUUUUCCUCAUCAUUGAGUUUUGCUGGUUGGUUCCAUUCAUUCAUUUUUUUCUUGUUUGUUUACUGAGAAAGUUCUUGGGUUUUGUUGCAAGAUUUUGGUUUUCUUGCUAUGGGUUUGACUAAGUUUUGUUAUGGGUUUUAGGUGGUGGUGGAUUUCCAGCGAGAUGGUUGUGGUUUCUGUUGUGGUUUUUUUUUUUUUUGGGGUUUUGUUGGAGUAUUUUGGUUUUAUUGCUAUGAGUUUGGUUGAGUUUUGGUAUGAGUUUCUUUUGGGUUUUUAGUUGGCUAUAGUGGUGGAUUUGAGGAGAGAGAGAGAAAGGAGGGAGUCUCGGAGAGGACCUUGUGAAGAGAGAAGUUUGAGAGAAGGAGAAAAAUUGUCUAAUGGAGUUAAAGGUGUGUAGGGACUUAGUUGAGUUUAGGGUCCAAUUUGAUCAAUUUUGAAUUAUCUUGGACUUGGUUGGUAUUAACUCAAGCCUUAGGAGUAGUGGGCAUGGGAGGUAUUGGCGAAACAACUUUGACCCAAAUUGCCUACAACCAUCCCAGUGAGCUGGAACAUUUUGGAAAAGUGAUUGGGUUUGUGUUUCUGAACCUUUUAAUUGGUGUAAGGUUGUCAUUGCAGUAAUUGAAGCUCUUGAUGAUUAUUGUCCUAAUGUAACUGAAUUUUCAAAUUUGAUGGCAAAGGUUUGCGAAUUGAUUUGGCAAAGUGGCAAGGUUUUUAUUGUCCUCGAUGAUGUCUAGACUGAGGACUUUAAUUUGUGCAAUUCAUUCAGAUUGCAUUCAAUAACUGUGUCCAGGGAGUAGAAUUCUUGUCACCACUUGGAAAGGUAGAGUAAAAAAAAGCAAUAUUACGAAAAAUUGACCAACAAUUUUCCUCAGACAACACCCCUAGAUUGAUCGUGGUCUCACUUUCCAUUAUUUCUGCAACUCUACUUUUGCAAGUGGUGGCUAGAAUUUUACUCCCUAGGGUACAAUUCUUGAAUGCAAUCCUGAAUGGAUCCCACAAAUUAAAGUCCUCAGUCCAGACAUCAUUGAGGACAAUAAAAACCUUGCCACUUUGCUGAAUCAAUUCAUAAACCUUUGCCAUCAAAUUUGAAAAUUCAGUAACAUUGGGACGAUAAUCAUCAAGAGCUUCAAUUAUUGCAAUGGCAACCUUAUACUGAUUAAAGGGUUUAGAAACACAAGCCCAAAUCACUUUUUCAAUAUGUUCCUGCACACUGGGAUGGUUGUCGGCAAUUUGGGCUGGAGUCGUUUUGCCAAUAUUUCCCAUGCCCACUAAGGAGAUGACAUGGAGGUUUCAUUCUAUGGCAUUUCAAGGAUGCCCAGAGUUAAAGUCGCUGCCGGACUUCUUUCCUACAAUUCCUUUGGAGAUCGGUGGCUCUGUGAACGUUGCCAAAGAGAGACUGGUGAGGACUGGUGCAAGAUUUCUCACUCCGCUUCUGCACAUUGAUAAGUGCUGUGAUACAGAGUGGCCAAUAUUCAGCCUUGCAGAAAUAUGUUCUAGUCUAGGAAAGCAAAGCGAAGACAUAUAUAUAAUCAGCUUUGGAUCAAUGAUGCGUGGCGAAUGUUGCUGCUCUCCUCUAAGAACUAUUCUCAUACAUCUCCUACAAUGUUGUACCUUUGCCAUGUUUUUCAUGGAUUAGUCUGUCUUCAUUUACAUUCCAGCUUCUCCUUUAAUUAUGUUAUAAUGUUAUUAAGACACUGCUCUCUUUCACGAUUGUGGUCAGCAUUUUGCCAUUUCUUUAUUUAUUUAUUUUUAGAUUUCAAAUAGAUGAAAUGAUGCAGAAUCAUACUUGGCAUUUCAUAGAAUACUUGGUAUUUUAUAGAAUUCUAGUGAAGCAGCUAGUGUAGAAUAUAAGGAAAUGUAUUCUUCUUUUUCA